Molecule: messenger RNA, 1468 nt
Organism: Camellia sinensis
Lineage: Eukaryota; Viridiplantae; Streptophyta; Magnoliopsida; Ericales; Theaceae
Source: RefSeq, a predicted model, not a curated record
GGGGGAAAUGUUUGUUUUGAUUGAAAUUCAUUGAAUUGAUAGGUUGCAAACUGGUUUAUGUUUAUCUUUCAAUCGUUUGGUUCAUGAAUUGCUUCUUGAAAACUGCAUGGAUCAGUUUGUAGAUUUCUUUCGUUGUACACAUAUUUAUCUCAGAUUUUACCUAGUUUUUUAUAUGACCAAGGCUCGAAAUAUAGGUUACCACGGAAAAAUGUUUGAGGAAUUGGGAUUCUCUCUUUGUAAUAUAUACCGAAUUUCACAUAAUUGCACUAACUAAACACUAACCGAAUUUCAUAGUUAUGCCAUGUUCUAGUUGAAGUACCAAAUUCUGUAUAUCAUAGUGAAACCGUAACAACCGUGGAUGUAAUUCUAUUAUGAGGUGAACCAUGUAUAUCUUUGUGUUUUUGUUGAUUCUUGUUUGUGUUUCAUGUCUCAUCGAUCCUGAUCCUGAUCCUGAUCCUGAUUAGGUGUGUCAAUUCCAAACAAUGACAACAAACACAAUUGUAGCCCCAUUGAGUCUUUCUUAUGAAAUACAAGGGUUCAACAGUUGGGCAACUUUUUCUUGGUUGAACUUUGAAACAAUGUACCCCGGUGGCUAUACUGCAGAAGUAACGUGUCUAUCUCCUAGAGCAACGGAGAAGGAUGUUUAUGAUUUUUUUGCUCACUGUGGUGUAGUUGAACAUGUGGAAAUCAUCAGAUCUGGCGAGUAUUCUUGCACUGCCUAUGUGACAUUUAAAGAUGCCUAUGCUCUGGAAACUGCUGUCUUGCUCAGUGGAGCUAAAAUUGCAGAUCAACAUGUAUGCAUAUCAUGCUGGGGGACAUAUAUUGAUGAAUCAGAUCCUUGGAAUAACCCGUCAUGGAAGCUUGGAGAUGAAAAUAGCUCAAUGUUUGCUUCCACUCCUGCGGAAGCCAUAACUGUGGCACAAGAAGUAGUCAAGACCAUGGUAGCAAAGGGAUAUGUAUUGGGAAAAGAUGCAUUAACCAAAGCCAAAGCUUUGGAUGAGUCCUAUCAAGUCUCAUCUACUGCAGCCUCCAAAGUUGUGGAGCUUAGCAACAGAAUCGGGCUCACUGAAAAGAUUUAUUCAGGCAUGGAGGCUGUUAAAUCCAUGGAUGGAAAAUACCACGUUUCAGAGACCACCAUGACAGCUGCGUCAUAUACAGGGAGAACAGCAGUAGCAGCUGCAAAUGCUGUAGUCAACAGCAGUUACUUUGCCAAGGGAGCUCUUUGGGUUUCAGAUGUUCUCACUCGUGCAGCCAGUGUUGCAGCUGAUUUGGGUAGUCACGGUGUUAAAAAGUGAACUUUUUUGGUCAAGAAAACCCGUUUUCCGGUAAUGAUUCUUGACUUCUUUAAAUUGUUCAUGUUAGAUAGAUUUACAUAUAAAUCAGGAGAGUUUUGUUGUACAUCAACAAAGUAUUUUGUUUGAUAAUGAGUUACUAAUUGUGCUUAAUGUGAUAUGAUCAUUUGGGUUCA